Messenger RNA from Zasmidium cellare ATCC 36951, 1788 nucleotides. RefSeq lists its product as uncharacterized. Gene Ontology annotation, biological process: xanthine transport; transmembrane transport. Gene Ontology annotation, cellular component: fungal-type vacuole; membrane. The transcript has a single exon. Gene Ontology annotation, molecular function: xanthine transmembrane transporter activity. The record is from RefSeq and is a predicted model, not a curated record. Bases 1 to 1788 code for a protein of 595 amino acids. Lineage: Eukaryota; Fungi; Ascomycota; Dothideomycetes; Mycosphaerellales; Mycosphaerellaceae.
AUGUCUUCCUCCACAGACUACGUAAAAGACGAUCAUCCAGAUCAGAUCGUCGCCUCCAAUGGCACGCGCAAAGAGACCUGGGCGGCCAAGGGUCGUGACUUCGUCAAGGCAUUCACUACGAGAGAUGGACUGGUCGGCACAUACGACUAUGCAUUCCUCUUCACCCCGAAGCUGCCUUUCAUGAAGAGAGAGCGACGAGCAGCGCCAUUCUUCGGUCUCAACGACCGCAUGCCGGUCUUGCUGGCCCUUUUGCUUGGAUUUCAGCACGCUCUGGCUAUGCUUGCGGGUAUCAUCACACCGCCAAUCAUUCUCUCCGGCGCGGCGAACUUGGGUGGUGACCUUCAAUCGUAUCUCGUGAGCACGGCGCUCAUCGUGUGUGGAUGUCUCUCGGCUAUCCAGAUCACUCGAUUCCAUAUCUGGAAGUCUCCCUACUACAUCGGCACUGGCUUGAUCUCCGUUGUUGGAGUAUCUUUCAGCACCAUUCCUGUGGCUACUGGUGCGCUCAGUCAGAUGUACGAACGCGGAGUGUGCCCUACCGACGCCGAUGGGAAUCAACUCCCUUGCCCUCAUGGUUAUGGUAUGAUCAUCGCGACUCAAUGCUGCUGCGCAUUGCUGCAAGUCGCGCUGUCCUUUGUGCCUCCGAAGAUCUUGAAGAGAGUAUUCCCACCCCUCGUUACUGGUCCGACCGUUCUCCUCAUCGGCGCAAAGCUCAUCGAGACUGGAUUUCAGAACUGGGCUGGUGGAUCUGGUGACUGUCAAUCGCGACCAGAGACUGGUCUUUACAGGCUCUGCCCAACAAUAAACGCUCCGCAUCCCCUGCCUUGGGGAAGUGCCGAGUUCGUUGGUCUCGGCUUCCUGGUCUUUGUCACUAUCAUUCUAUGCGAGAGAUUCGGUGCUCCAAUCAUGAAGAGUUGCUCUGUCGUCCUGGGCCUUCUCAUGGGAUGCAUCGUUGCAGCGGCUUGCGGGUACUUCGACAAGUCUGGAAUCGAUGCAGCACCGGUGGCAAGCUUCAUCUGGGUGCAUACGUUCCCAUUGAAGGUAUACGGUCCACUGGUUCUACCUCUCCUGGCCGUUUACAUCGUCACAACUAUGGAGACCAUUGGAGAUGUCACCGCCACUUGCGAUGUUUCCCGCCUGCAAGUAGAUGGUGCACUGUUCGACAGUCGCAUUCAGGGAGGUGUGUUGGCGGACGGACUCAACGGUAUCCUGGCCGGUCUUUGCACCAUCACGCCCAUGUCGACUUUCGCCCAGAACAACGGUGUCAUUGCGCUCACACGGUGCGCGAAUCGAAAGGCUGGAUAUGCCUGUUGCAUCUGGCUCAUAAUUAUGGGCGUCUUCGCAAAAUUCGCGGCGGCUUUGGUCAGCAUCCCAAGUGCUGUCCUAGGUGGAAUGACAACCUUCCUCUUCGCUGCGGUAGCAAGCUCCGGUAUCCGCAUCAUCUCGACCAUGCCCUUCACCCGCCGCAACAGAUUCAUCCUGACCGCCUCUCUGGCCGUCGGUCUCGGCGCCACUCUCGUCCCCACCUGGUUCAACUACGUCUUCACCUACAGCGGCGACAACCACGCUCUGAUCGGCUUCUUCAACGCCAUCGAGCUGGUCAUGGAGACGGGAUUCGCCGUUACGGGUGUAUUGGCUCUCAUCCUCAACUUGAUCUUGCCUGAGGAGGAUGAGGAUGAAGAUGUCCCUGAAUUGACUGCGAAUACGGCUGAUGAUAACGAUGAUCGGGAGGAGUGGGAUCGCAUCAAUGUUUCGAAGGUUGCGAAGGAUGAUGAGAAUGUGAGGGGUUGA